UGUAAUGACCCAACCUUCUUUCUACUCUUUGGUAUUUUAGAACAUUUAAAUAAGAACAUCACUUAUGUCAUUAAUUUUUAUUGUCAAAGAAAAGUCUAUAUAAUACAUGCAUAUAUUUAUUACAAAUUGAGUUUAUUUUAUUGGCGACGAAAUGGACGCCGAACAAUUCGCUCAGUUCCUGAGCAUACAGCAAGCACAGCAGGAACAAAUCUUAAAAAUAUUAAGUAUGGCACUUACACAUACAGCAACACGGACGGAAGCAGGUACCUCACAAGCAGAUAGCAGCGUGACGAGCGCUAACACUACUGCACAAGGACAGCCUAACAAGGUCGCUAUUCUAAAAGCUUUUAAUAUGGACAAAUUUAACCCCGACAAUUACAGGGUGAGUGACUACAUCGAUUUUUUUGAAGCCAAGUGCUCAAUACACGCAGUAGACACAAAUGAUAGUCUGAAGAAAGACCUAUUACUUAACUGUAUGACACCUGACCUUUUCAGGGAACUGAAGACAGCACUUACCCCCAACUUUGAAACCAGCACAUACACCGACAUUCGUACAAAACUCUUAGACUUAUACCGCGUCAAGAAAACGCGAUACCGCGCACUCAUAGAAUUUUGGAGUUGUAUUAGAGAAAAUGAUGAGUCCAUAGAACAUUACACAAACCGUCUUAAAGCGUUGAGCAUAGAUUGCGGUUACGACGACAAACUACUAGAGCGCCAGCUUCGUGAUCGCUUUGCGACAGGCCUUAAUCACACGGAACUCGAAACAGAUCUGAAACAAAAGUGGCCUAACUUAACAGAAAUAAUUAAUGGACAGACGACCGAGGUGACAUUCGCCACAUUAUUUUCAAUCGCACAAUCACGAGAACAAGCCGAAAACGACACGCCAUCAACAAACGUUAAAAGAAUAAGCAAGAAAGCUAACCAUAAAGCUGACAAACAAGAAGCUACGAAUUACAGAAGCCCCCGAAAAAUACGUUCCAGUCAAUGUCUACGUUGCGGCAAGCACGAUAAACAUAAUUUAACAAAUUGUCCAGCAAGGAAACACAUAUGCGAAGAAUGCAGCACAGAAGGACACUACGAAAGCUGCUGUAUUAAAACUGGCCGAGCAUACCUAAUCAAAGGCAGACCUAAAGUACCCGGGUACAAAACACAACGUGUAACGAACACCACAGGAUCGUCUUCUAACACGAAUGACGAUUCUUCAGACGACAGUGACAUUGAAGACGAUCUAGUAUGCAACGUCGCUCCAGCACGAAACAGAGACUGUAAGAGAAUAGAUGUUAUUAUUAACGGAAAACACUGUACUAUGGACUGGGACCCGGGAUCAGCGUACUCAAUCAUAAGCACAUCCCUUUGGCGGCAAAUAGGUGCUCCAACAUUAACGAAAGCUCCUAAAUUAAAAGCGUACCAUAACUUCAAACUCAAAUCAGAGGGUCUCACCGACGUCACGGUGGAAGUCGAGGGGAAACAGAAGAUUGUUCCCGUAGUUGUCAUGAAACACGCAGAUCCGAUGCUUUUUGGGUUACAAUGGAGUGAGACCUUCGGAAUGGAGUUCCCCAAACCUGUAUACUCCAUUAAAAACGUAACGCCGACGACUCUACAACAAGUAAUUGACAGAUACAAACCACUUUUCGACGGGAAGCUUGGCAAAGUUGAGGACUACCUUGUAAACAUUCACAUAAAGCCAGGAGCAGUACCUGUACAUCUACCUGCACGACCUAUCAAGUUUGGGAUAAAAAAAAAUAUUGAAAAAGAAAUAGCGCGCCUUGUGGCAGAUAACAUUAUACAUCCCGUAGACCCUAACGUGACACCAGUAGAGUGGGCGACACCCACAGUAAACGUCGUAAAACCGAACGGUGAUAUAAGAAUCUGUGGAGACUUCAGAAGUACGUUAAACCCUGUUUUGAUUAAACAUUUACACCCAGUUCCACUUUUCGAUCAACUACGACAAAAAUUAGCACGAGGGAAAAUAUUUUCAAAAAUAGACCUUAAGGACGCCUAUCUGCAAUUUGAAAUAGCACCGGAAUCAAAAAAAUACCUAACACUAUCGACACAUCUAGGAUAUUUUAGGUAUAAUAGAAUGCCUUUUGGAAUAUCAACAGCGCCCUCCAUAUUUCAACAUUACUUAGACGAAUUACUAAGGGACAUUCCUAACACAGCAGUGUAUUUUGAUGACGUUGCAAUAGCCGGAGAAGACGUGAAGGAACACCUACGCACACUUGGCGUCAUCUUUGAGCGACUACAGAAAGCAGGCCUAAAAGUAAAUCUACAAAAAUGUUCAUUUCUACAAAAUCAAAUAGAAUAUCUUGGCCACUCUAUAGACAAAAACGGUAUACGCCCGACAAAACAGAAACUAGAAGCAAUUUCCAAAGCUGCGACACCUACCAACGCUAAAGAAUUAAGAUCAUUUCUGGGUCUUGUAAAUUUCUAUGAACGUUUUAUACCACAUUUACACGGAAUAUGCGCUGACCUUCAUGAACUUACUGGUAAUAGGCAACCGUGGCGUUGGACAGAACAUGAAAAUCAGAUAUUCGAAGCCACUAAACAAUGCAUUACCUUAUCAAAACCACUGACUGCGUUUGACGAAGACAGAUCAAUCUUUCUAGCAUGUGACGCUUCAGAGAAAGGCGUGGGAGCCGUGUUGUAUCACAAGAAUGGGAACACAGAACAACCCAUAGCUUUUGCCUCAAGGAAACUUCGAACAGCGGAGACGAAAUACUCAGUCAUUGAUCGCGAAGCACUCGCCAUUUUGUUUGGAAUCAAGAAAUUCGACCAAUAUUUACGAGGAACCAAAUUUACCUUACUUACUGACCACAAGCCAUUAAUCCAUAUACUGGGUUCUCAGCGUAAUCUUCCCAAAGUAGCAAAUAACAGACUCGUUCGAUGGGCACUAAUAAUUGGCUGCUAUAAUUACGACAUAUGUUACCAGAAAGGUGAAAACAACAUACUAGCCGACUGCCUCUCCAGAUUACCAAACUCUGAAACACAGCCUUCAGAAACAGAGUGUGCUGUACAUCGCAUUGAGUCAUGUCUUCUAGGAACCAGAAUGACAGAUUUACAUCUCUCUGAGGAUCUUUUGAAGGAGACAACCAGCCAAGACGUCAUAUUAUCAGAAGUUUUAAAAUGUAUCAAAACCGGCUGGAGAGAAAUACACUUUACCAGUGACGUUAAGCAUUUCUUCAAAAAGCGUAACGAACUUUCAAUAGAAAACAAAAUAAUAUUAUGGCAAGGUAGAGUGGUGAUUCCAGAAAAACUACAACGCAAAGUCCUUGCAUACCUCCAUAGAGGCCAUCCUGGAAUAUCAGCAAUGAAGGCACUUGCACGUUUCUAUGUUUGGUGGCCAUCCAUUGAUGAAGACGUAGACCAGUAUGUCAAGAGAUGUUGUAGAUGCCAACAAAAUAGACCUCAUUGCCCUGAACUUCCAAUCUACUCGUGGUCUAUCCCUGAGAAAGUAUGGGAAAGGAUCCAUAUCGAUUUUGCAGGACCUUUUGAAGGUACUUACUGGUUAGUCUUGAGCGAUGCCUUAUCGAAGUGGAUAGAAAUUAAACCUAUGAAGAAUAUUACUACGUCAAAAUUGUGCACUGAGUUAGACGACAUAUUCUGCACCUUUGGUCUCCCAGAAAUAAUUGUAUCUGACAACGGCCCACAAUUCACAUCAUCAGAAUUUAAACAAUACUGUAAAAAUCAAGGCAUUUUGCAUAUUAGAUCUUCACCUUACCACCCAAGAACCAAUGGUCUCGCGGAACGCCUCGUAAGGACUUUUAAAUCAAGAUUUGCAUCCGGCACAGAACCCCAACACCAGCGUUUAAGAGAGUUUUUGUUCACGUACAGGAUCACACCCCAUAACACUACGGGCAAAUCACCAGCGGAAGUAAUGUUUGGACGUCAAAUAAAUACGUUAUUGUCAAAUAUUCGACCAAAUAAAAGGAGGGAAUUACAGUACAAACAAGUAAAGGUCAAUAUUGAAACCUCAACGAAUAAACCAAAUUAUGCACCCGGUAGUCCAGUAUACCAUAGAACUCGGCUUGAAAAGUCGUGGCAGCCUGGAAUUAUAGCAGAGCGCAGACAUCGCUACUCUUAUACUAUUUCGACACCACAUGGAGACGUCAUAAGGCGACACGCUGAUCAUAUUCGACCUCGACUGAAAUCGCUUAAUAACCCUCCAAAUUACCAUGAACCAUCUCCUUCAUCCCCCCUAACAGAUAUGUUUCGUACGCCCGAUGCCACUUCGAGUCCUGGACCGUCACAAAUCUCAUCCGCCACUCUUAACUCCACCCUGAUGAGCCCUCCACACAACAGCUCCACCACUCCUGAAGAUUCAUCACACACAGGAAAUACGAGUAACAGAAGCCUGUCGCCUGAUCCAGAUCCUGUAUCUACAUCGGCAAACCCUACAACGCAGCACCGUAGUCAGCGGGCAACCAGACCACCUCGGAGACUUAUAGAAGAGAUGUGAUCAGGGAUGGGGAGGGACGAAUGUAAUGACCCAACCUUCUUUCUACUCUUUGGUAUUUUAGAACAUUUAAAUAAGAACAUCACUUAUGUCAUUAAUUUUUAUUGUCAAAGAAAAGUCUAUAUAAUACAUGCAUAUAUUUAUUACAAAUUGAGUUUAUUUU
This is a messenger RNA of Cydia pomonella (codling moth), 4616 nucleotides long. RefSeq lists its product as uncharacterized. The record is from RefSeq and is a predicted model, not a curated record. Lineage: Eukaryota; Metazoa; Arthropoda; Insecta; Lepidoptera; Tortricidae. Gene Ontology annotation, biological process: DNA integration. Gene Ontology annotation, molecular function: nucleic acid binding. The coding region runs from base 152 to 4456 and encodes 1434 amino acids. The transcript has a single exon.